This is a messenger RNA of Ricinus communis (castor bean), 2112 nucleotides long. RefSeq lists its product as uncharacterized. NCBI's taxonomy places the organism in Eukaryota, Viridiplantae, Streptophyta, Magnoliopsida, Malpighiales, Euphorbiaceae. Bases 455 to 1813 code for a protein of 452 amino acids. The transcript has a single exon. The record is from RefSeq and is a predicted model, not a curated record.
UAUAUAUCUACAAGAACGGUGGUUGAGACUUGAGAGAGUGGGUCAAAGUAGGACAAGCAAGCUGAAUUCAGAGCGUGGGUGCAUGUUGUCAACAAUACAUCAAAGCAAUUAUUAUACUUUUCUGUUGAACAACCAAUUGAACUCUCAUUUCUCUCACGUCACUUUUUCUUUUUUAUUGAUUCAGGAAGAAAUUUGAAACUUUAAUUCGUGGAGGAGAAUAAACAAAAAAAAGAGUUGGUGAAACUAGGCAGACAUACAAAGAAAUAAUAAAAGAUAACAUAAAGAAAAGGUAAUAGAAUAGAAUAGAAUUUUUGACUGGGUCCUCCCUGUUUUGUUAACAUUGAGCCCUAAUCUGAACUCCAAUAUAAAAAAGAGAAGGCAACGCUGCAACUCUGCUUUGUACUGGCACAUUAAAGAGAAUAACUACCAAUCAGCUUAGCUUACCCUUCUAGCUAUGAAUCCAACAAGCGUUCAACAAAUUUCAGAAUGCUUUAUAAAGCCUCCAAACCUGCCGAAAGAAGCCAAUCAACCUUAUUACUUGACACCAUGGGACCUUGCUAUGCUUUCUGUUCACUACAUCCAAAAGGGCCUUCUCUUUGCCAAACCACCGCAAGAAGCCUUGGACAUCAUGUAUCUAUUGGACAAGCUCAAGCACUCCCUCGCUCUUACACUUGUCCAUUUCUACCCACUGGCCGGCCGCCUUGCAACAUCAAAGACUGAAGACCCUCCCUCAUAUGUUGUCUAUGUUGAUUGUACUAACAGCCCAGGUGCAAGACUUGUACAUGCUGCUGUUAAUCUGACAGUAUCCGAUGUUCUUUCACCUACUUAUGUACCUUUGGUUGCUCAGUCUUUCUUUGACCAUCACAGAGCUCUUAAUCAUGAUGGUCAUUUCAGAUCUUUGCUAACAAUUCAAGUGACAGAUCUAGUUGAUGGUGUGUUUAUUGGGUGUUCUAUGAAUCAUGCUAUUGGUGAUGGAUCCUCUUUUUGGCAAUUCUUGAAUUCAUUUUCUGAAAUUUUUCAAGCACAAGGAAGCGAGUUUCAGAUCGCACAUCCCCCCGAUCUUAAACGUUGGUUUCCUGAUGGUUAUGGUCCAAUAGUCAACCUUCCAUUUACACACCAUGAGCAGUUUCUAGGGCAUUUUGAAGCACCUCCCUUUAGGGAAAGAGUGUUCCACUUCUCAUCGGAAUCCAUUGCAAAACUCAAAGCAAGAGCGAAUUCAGAGUACAAUACCAACAAGAUUUCCUCUUUCCAGUCUCUGUCUGCGUUUAUGUGGAGGUGUAUAAUGCGUACCCGUAAGUUGCCACAUGAUCAAAUAACCAGUUGCAGGCUGGCUUGCAAUAACAGGUCAAGAUUGAAGCCACCUUUAUCUGCAGACUACUUUGGAAACUGUAUUUAUCCUCUCAGAGCUUCAACAACAGCUGGGGAAUUGCUGGAGAACAAUCUUGGAUGGGCAGCAUGGAGGACGCAUCAGGCUGUGGUUAAUCAGAGUGAUGAAAAGAUCCGGGAGUCUCUUGAAUCAUGGCUUAAAUCUCCGAUUAUAUACCAGAUUGGACAACUGUUUGAUCCGUUCAGUGUGAUGAUGGGCAGUUCUCCAAGAUUCAACAAGUAUGGGAGUGAAUUCGGAUUAGGGAAAGCUUUGGCUCUUCUUAGUGGCUAUGCACAUAAGUUUAGUGGCAAAGUGUCAGCUUAUCCAGGACGUGAAGGUGGCGGAAGUGUGGAUUUAGAGGUGUGCCUUCCUCAAAAUCUAAUGACUGCUCUUGAAGAUGAUCAAGAGUUCAUGGACGCUGUUUCUGUGUCUCCUUGGUCAAAUUAGUUUUGCCACUACUCUGCUCUGAAGAUGAUCAUGUAUCUCAUAUGACCAAAUGAUAUGAUAUUUGACCGAGUUGAAUAAAGAAUCACCCUUGAUUAAAUCUAUAAUAAGAAGUUGUUAGGCUUUUAGCAAAUUGGGCCUAAGACAAUGCUGGUAUUUACAUCUGUCUAGCUCCUUAUUUUAAGGCCCAUAUUUAUUUCUCAUUAGGUUUGGUUAGGCUUGGCCCAGAUCCAAACUUUUUUGUAAUUUUUCCUUCUAAAAAUAGCUUACCAAGAAGAUUCCCAGCUUUCGGGGACAUUUCA